CUCGUCACGAAUAGCCAUAAAAACGGCCGCCCGGCCUCCGCGCAGCAGCGGCAUCGUCAGGCGGCGUGAAGUCUCGCACAAUCAGCGCGCGGCGCCGAGGAGCCUGCCAAAAUCGGGACGCAGCCGCGGGUGAGCAGGAGGACAUGGCCGACGCCUUACGAGUCGUGGCAGUAGUCGCCGUCGCGUCGCUCGCAAUGCUUGCAGAAGCCUCUGUAUUCAACGGUCGCAUGGGGGCCCAAAUGGGGAUGGGCGGUGGAUGCGUUCCCGGUCAGUGCUUGGUGCAAUGCCAGAGCGCGGGCGGCGGCGUGGGGACCUGCUCACCGCAGGGAUGCAUCUGCGGUGCCUCUCCCGGAGGGAGCGUGCCGGGGGGACACCCGGGCAUGCCGUGCAAUAACGCGCGCUGCCUGGCGACCUGCCGGGAGUACAACCCUUCCGUUGUGAGGGCUUACUGCAGUAGCACGGGAUCUUGCAAGUGCGAGUGGCUACAGCCGCCUCACGAGCCGUGCAACGUCCUCAAGUGCGACAGGCAGUGCCGCGUGGAUUCCAGGAAGCCGCUGAUGAAUGCCCGCUGCGCUCCCAACGGCUCCUGCAGGUGCACCUACCGGGAGAUGUUCGGAUGACGCUGACCAGCAAAGCCGUGCGAAGAUGUUCCUGCUGCGCUGUCUAACCUUCACCCACGAAUAAAACGAAGUUCAGCUGAAGCUUCGUGAAAAACCAUUGAGCCGACGCUUUCCACGGGAACACAGCUAUUGCCUUUCGCUAAUUCAAAAAAAAAAAAAAGUCCGAAUGUUUGAUUACGUACGAUUGCUUGGACACUGUACACGCGCAUUUGCGUGCACUCGUGUUGCCACUAGGAGCGAUCCAACGUUUUACAGUCAGCAGGCGCUUCGGUAGUUUCAGUAUAUCGCUGUUUAUUUAGAUGCUCUAAAUAAAACUUGAAAUGUCUCAUCA
Dermacentor andersoni is the source of this 951-nucleotide messenger RNA. RefSeq lists its product as uncharacterized. NCBI's taxonomy places the organism in Eukaryota, Metazoa, Arthropoda, Arachnida, Ixodida, Ixodidae. The record is from RefSeq and is a predicted model, not a curated record.